CACAAACUCAAAACACGCACUGCGAUGCCGCUGCAGCUGUGCAGAUCCGCUGCGGGAUGCCUCCGGGCCCUCUUGAGACAACAACUACCACCGCCAACCAACGUACGUACCGCACGCUGGCAUUCCUAACACAACGUACGAGCUAGGAAGGGCCUACUGCGUCCGCUGAUGUCCUCCCUCGCUUCCAGCACGUAGGUCGACGCGAUGUCGCGCCGCGGCAGCACAGGAAGUAAAGCACCAUGACCGAUUUUCGAGGCAUGCAUUUCAGGGAGGAAGACGAGCCUGCUGCCCACCGCGCGUUCGUUCGACAGCUUCGCGAAGGCUGUGCACGCAUCACGAUGAUGCAGCACGGCCAAGCAGGCUACGAGCUCAUGCACGUGCGCCUGGAUGUUGCCGCGACUUCAUUGACGUGGAGUCCAUCCGCUAGCCAUACGUCAGCCAGCCAAGCCAAGCCGGCAUCGAUGUUGUUGGAGACCGUCCUGUCGGUAGUCCCAUGGACACACAAGACGCCGUCGAAGAGGCCGAGCAAGGCCGAGCUCGUGAUGGGUAACCACGGCGUGUUCUAUGGCAUCAGCGUCGCCUACAACGACCGGGACACGCCAAGCCAGCUCAUGCUGCUCUGUCACAACGAAACCGAGCAGCAUCGGUUUGUUGCGAGCCUUCGGUCCCUCGUCCACACUGCCAGAGUGGGUGCUGGUCUCGAGUCGGAAGCGUCCAGCCCCCCCCCACAAGACUCGAAACCCACGCGUCUCCGUCCCAAGAAGCCGUCGCGCACAAUCAGUGCCGCGUCGGGGCUAAAGGCACGACGAAGGGUCGGCGAAUUGGGCCACACGAUGUCGGCUCUACCUGGAUCCAGUUACAACGGCAUCAAGGCCAAGUAUCGCACGUCGUCUAAGUAGAUAUCCUCGUAUCCAAACAUGUGAGAGUCGAAGUGGUGCAUCCAA
Molecule: messenger RNA, 944 nt
Organism: Aphanomyces invadans
Lineage: Eukaryota; Oomycota; Saprolegniomycetes; Saprolegniales; Verrucalvaceae
Exons: 2
Coding region: 240-899 (219 amino acids)
Source: RefSeq, a predicted model, not a curated record